GGGCGGGGCAGCCGCGACCACGGUCUUCAGGCAGGGCUGCAGAUGCAGGCCCAGCUCUACCUCGCGGGUCCAGGGUCGGGAGUCCGAGACGCAGGUGCAGCAGAGGGCGGGGCACGUAGCGCAUUUCCAGCGCAUUUUCUCUUUGCAUUCUCGAGAUCGCUUAGCCGCGCUUUAGAAAGGUUUGCAUCAGCUCCGAGUCCAUCUGACAAGCGAGGAAACUGAGGCUGAGAAGUGGGAGGCGUUGCCAUCUGCAGGCCCAGGCAACCUGCUACGGGAAGACCGGGGGCCAAGACCUCCGGGUUGGCUUUCCCAGGCCAGCUUGGGUCUUCGGGUGUCGGGAGCAAGGGCCCAGCUCCUUUCGUUUCCUGCACCCCUCGCCGCUGCAGGUGGCUCCCUGGAGGAGGAGCUCCCACGCGGAGGAGGAGCCAGGGCAGCUGGGAGCGAGGACACCAUCCUCCUGGAUAACAGGCAGAGGCCGGGAGGAACCCGUCAGUCGGGCGGGCAGGAAGCUCUGGGAUCAGCCUCAUGGAAGAGAAGCAGAUCCUGUGCGUGGGGCUAGUGGUGCUGGACGUCAUCAGCCUGGUGGACAAGUACCCUAAGGAGGACUCAGAGAUAAGGUGCUUGUCCCAGAGAUGGCAACGCGGAGGCAACGCGUCCAACUCCUGCACCGUUCUCUCCCUGCUCGGAGCCCCCUGUGCCUUCAUGGGCUCAAUGGCCCCUGGCCAUGUUGCUGACUUCCUGGUGGCCGACUUCAGGCGGCGGGGUGUGGACGUGUCUCAGGUGGCCUGGCAGAGCAAGGGGGACACCCCCAGCUCCUGCUGCAUCAUCAACAACUCCAAUGGCAACCGUACCAUUGUGCUCCAUGACACGAGCCUGCCAGAUGUGUCUGCUACGGACUUUGAGAAGGUUGAUCUGACCCAGUUCAAGUGGAUCCACAUUGAGGGCCGGAACGCAUCGGAGCAGGUGAAGAUGCUGCAGCGGAUAGACGCGCACAACACCAGGCAGCCUCCAGAGCAGAAGAUCCGGGUGUCCGUGGAGGUGGAGAAGCCACGAGAGGAGCUCUUUCAGCUGUUUGGCUACGGAGACGUGGUGUUUGUCAGCAAAGAUGUGGCCAAGCACUUGGGGUUCCAGUCAGCAGGGGAAGCCCUGAGGGGCUUGUAUGGUCGUGUGAGGAAAGGGGCUGUGCUUGUCUGUGCCUGGGCUGAGGAGGGCGCCGACGCCCUGGGCCCUGAUGGCAAACUGAUCCACUCGGAUGCUUUCCCGCCACCCCGCGUGGUGGAUACCCUGGGGGCUGGAGACACCUUCAAUGCCUCCGUCAUCUUCAGCCUCUCCCAGGGGAGGAGCGUGCAGGAAGCACUGAGAUUCGGAUGCCAGGUGGCCGGCAAGAAGUGUGGCCAGCAGGGCUUUGAUGGCAUCGUGUCAGAGCCGGUGCGGUAGGAGGUGCCGGCUCCCCGCACACUAUGGAGGCUGACAUUGCGGCUGCAUCGCCUUCUCCCCUCCAUCCAGCCUGGCAUCCAGGUUGCCCUGCUCAGGGGACAGAUGCAGGCUGUGGGGAGGACUCUGCCUGUGUCCUGUGUUCCCCACACGUCUCUCCCUGCAGAGCCUCACAGCGAAUAAAUCUUCCUCAGAGCCAGCUUCCCCUGGCAG
Cercocebus atys (sooty mangabey) is the source of this 1647-nucleotide messenger RNA. RefSeq names its product ketohexokinase (fructokinase) (gene KHK). Bases 526 to 1437 code for a protein of 303 amino acids. The record is from RefSeq and is a predicted model, not a curated record. The transcript is spliced from 8 exons. Gene Ontology annotation, biological process: fructose metabolic process. Gene Ontology annotation, molecular function: ketohexokinase activity. NCBI's taxonomy places the organism in Eukaryota, Metazoa, Chordata, Mammalia, Primates, Cercopithecidae.